CCAUUCUUGCGCAUGCCCCCUUCCUCCCUUUUGAUCGCCAACACCAAGAUGGCCAAGCGUACGAGGAAGGUGGGAAUCGUCGGGAAGUACGGCACCCGUUAUGGCGCCUCUCUGCGUAAGACCAUCAAGAAGAUGGAGGUGUCUCAGCACUCCAAGUACACAUGCACCUUCUGUGGCAAGGAAAACAUGAAGAGAAAAUCUGUUGGAAUCUGGUCCUGUAAGAGCUGUAGGAAGACCAUUGCAGGCGGAGCCUGGGUGUACAGCACGACAGCAGCAGCCACAGUCCGGUCUGCGGUGAGGCGUCUGCGUGAAAUGAAGGAGCAGUAAGCUGUUAGAUUUGUACAGAAGGACGUCUGGUCGAUCAAACCUCCCAACAAGCAGCCAUCCUUACAACAUCAGGAUUACCUGCACCUGUUGGAACGUUCUGGAAUCUGGCCGUGGUAACUCUGAAUAAAAUGUGUACUGAAAACUUCA
Molecule: messenger RNA, 474 nt
Organism: Branchiostoma belcheri (Belcher's lancelet)
Lineage: Eukaryota; Metazoa; Chordata; Leptocardii; Amphioxiformes; Branchiostomatidae
Product: 60S ribosomal protein L37a
Exons: 4
Coding region: 13-327 (104 amino acids)
Biological process (GO): translation
Cellular component (GO): ribosome
Molecular function (GO): structural constituent of ribosome
Source: RefSeq, a predicted model, not a curated record